UACAACUUCAGCUCCUAUGACAACCACAACACCUACAACAACUCAUCUACCUCAACCACAACAGCUGCCCCUACGACAACAACUGCAGCCCUAACUACAACAACUGCUGCUCCUACGACCACUACAACUCCAGAACCUACUACGACAACCAGUGCAGCUCCUACUACAACAACUGCUGUUCUUACGACCACAACGACUGCAGCACCUUCUACAACAACUACAACUUCAGCUCCUACGACAACCACAACACCUACAACAACUGUAGCUCCCACGACAACUGCAGCUACUACAGCAACUUUAGCAUCUACUUCAACGACAGCAGCUGCCCCUACGACAACCACUGCAGCCCUACCUACAACAACUGCUGCUCCUACGACCACUACAACUCCAGAACAUACUACGACAACCACUUUAGCAUCUACCUCAACCACAACAGCUGCCCCUACGACAACAACUGCAGCCCUAACUACAACAACUGCUGCUCCUACGACCACUACAACUCCAGAACCUACUACGACAACCAGUGCAGCUCCUACUACAACAACUGCUGUUCUUACGACCACAACGACUGCAGCACCUUCUACAACAACUACAACUUCAGCUCCUACGACAACCACAACAGCAACACCCAUAACAACUGUAGCUCCCACGACAACUGCAGCUCCUACUACAACUUUAGCAUCUACUUCAACCACAGCAGCUUCCCCUACGACAACCACUGCAGCCCUAACUACAGCAACUGCUGCUCCUACGACCACUACAACUCAAGAACCUACUACGACAACCACCCUAACUACAACAACAUCUGCUCCUACAACCACUACAACUCCAGAACCUACUACGACAACCACUGCUGCUCCUACUACAACAACUGCUGUUCUUACGACCACAACGACUGCAGCACCUUCUACAACAACUACAACUUCAGCUCCUACUACAACCACAACAGCAACACCUACAACAACUGUAGCUCCCACGACAAAUGCAGCUCCUACAACUUUAGCAUCUACUUCAACCACAGCAGCUGCCCCUACGACAACCACUGCAGCCCUAACUACAACAACUGCUGCUCCUACGACAACUACAACUCCAGAACCUACUACGACAACCACUCCCACGACAACUGCAGCUCCUACUACAACUUUAGCAUCUACUUCAACCACAGCAGCUGCCCCUACGACAACCACUGCAGCCCUAACUACAACAACUGCUGCUCCUACGACCACUACAACUCCAGAACAUACUACG
Salvelinus fontinalis (brook trout) is the source of this 1248-nucleotide messenger RNA. RefSeq names its product mucin-5AC-like. The annotation marks the transcript as partial. The transcript is spliced from 5 exons. The record is from RefSeq and is a predicted model, not a curated record. Lineage: Eukaryota; Metazoa; Chordata; Actinopteri; Salmoniformes; Salmonidae.